CGCAAGGCACGGGUUACGGGGCGUGGGACGGAGCUAUGGAGUACUCGGUACUCCCAAGGUUUAUAACCCCUCUGAUGAGCCGGUUGAGUGGCAACGGCGAAAAAGCUUUUAGGGGAGCCACACCCCUCCUGCGGCGUUAUUCCUUCCAUGAAGUUCGACCGAGCUCCCAUCGGCACCGCGUCGACCUCAUCGUGGGUGGCCACAUAGCCAAAGCGGAGGAGAAGAAGGCGAACCUGAAAAAGGAAAGGGAAGGGAUAUUGGGGAGGACCACUAGAUUGGAGGAGACCCUCAAGAAGAUUUGGGAGGUUGGGAAGGAUCCUGAGGUAGAAGAGGAAAAGGCUGAAAACGAUGGGUAUGAUCGGGCACUUAUGGGGAUAAUGGGGGAGGAGGAGGAGGAACUCAGGCAGCUCCUAGAUAACCAGCCCCUGCCCCCGCCUCCACCGGGAGGAGCUGGGCAGGGAGCAAGCCGGAACAGGAGUAACGGAUUCGUCCCCAUUGGCUCUGCGCAGUGGCUUGAGAGUAUGAUGGGGCAACAGCAGGAUAGGGGAUGGGUGGGGAAUGGGUUUAAUAACCUGGCUCCGAUCAACGUCAAAGGUUGGAAAUUCCUAGCUGACCUGUCGAAGAACGAAGUCGAGGAAUGUCGAAGGAAGGCACUGGCAGGAACGCUGGACUAUGCUAACGCUACCCCACACUUCGGUGACAAACUCACCUUCCCCACCCUAAGUGUGCUCGACCCUACCAAAUGUGUGUUUGCUAACCCAGUGGUUAUGCAGAAGUUGAUCUCAUCAUUUCUUAGCCUGGAUCUGAGGAACCUCCGCAGAGUAUGGAAUGUGGGCCACCCAUACCUCAAGUGCAGAUGCGGAUACAGGAAUUCCCACACCUGCAAUGGUGGACCUAUCUGGUUUGAUCAAGCGAUUUGGUACCUGAUGGCGAAACCGGAGAUCUUGAAACCAGAGGCGGGAUCGAACCGAGUUAGGAUUGCGUUCCUCCUCCACCACUUACAUACCUCCUGGAGGGAAUUAGCUAAAGCCUCUGUUACAUUCAUCUGGAUGAGGGAGAUGAUGCUCACAGUGUUGCGCAAUCUUGAGCGCAAUCCUGGGCUCAUGACAGCUGAUGCUCUUGCAGGCAGCACCUUCAAAAUACAUGCCUGCCCCAGGAUCUUGGCCAACCUGAUCCUUCCUACACGGAUCACCCCGGGGCUCCCCGCCCCGGAGAUACCAAACCCGAAGAAGAAGAAAAACAGGUCGCCCAUUGGUGUGAGAAACAAGAAGGCUAAGGGGAGUUUCUGGGGAGGGGGCAUUCCUUGGAAAGCAGACUGGGCUGCUCAGGCCGGUGGUGAGAACAACUAUGAGGACGUAGCUUCAUCAAUAGAUGCUACGCUGGACUAUGGCGGAGAUUCUGGAGGCAGCUGCUUUUAUGGAUUCGGCGGGCUAUUUGGCCCAGGAUCAGACUUCUGGGGGAGGAUUGUGAAGAUCGGAGAUACCCUGUACGCGGAGCCAGAACCAGAUGCACCAAGCACGGAUGGAACACUGAUGAUAACUGGUGGGGAUACCACGACUACUCGGAACGAUGGUGGAACAGCGGGAGGAAGCGCGAUGGAUCAAUCGGUGGAGAUAGCAUACUGCAACAGAGCCGCCUGACCAACGGAAGUAGGCGGGGAGGGGAAGACAGGGAGACCAUCCCUCCUAAAUGAACUAAUACACGCAAU
Chara braunii is the source of this 1708-nucleotide messenger RNA. The record is from the annotation of a GenBank genome assembly. NCBI's taxonomy places the organism in Eukaryota, Viridiplantae, Streptophyta, Charophyceae, Charales, Characeae.